Alternaria burnsii is the source of this 1149-nucleotide messenger RNA. RefSeq lists its product as uncharacterized. The record is from RefSeq and is a predicted model, not a curated record. The coding region runs from base 1 to 1149 and encodes 382 amino acids. The transcript has 2 exons. NCBI's taxonomy places the organism in Eukaryota, Fungi, Ascomycota, Dothideomycetes, Pleosporales, Pleosporaceae. Gene Ontology annotation, cellular component: fungal-type vacuole membrane. Gene Ontology annotation, biological process: macroautophagy.
AUGCUCAAGCAUCUCUCUAUACUUGCCCUUGCGAGCUUCGCGCUGGCUCAGAAUGAGACCGUUCCGGACCUUGCAGCUGCCUUGAACUCCACGGAUGAGCUUUCAACUCUUCAGUCGGUCAUUCCUGCGGGCGUACUGGAGACAUUGGCUGGUCUCACCAACAUCACUAUUCUCGCCCCCUCCAACUCUGCUUUUGGAAAAAUUGACAACGAGACACUUUCGGGACUUACCUCUAACGAAGGGCUUCUCACUGCCCUUUUGCAAUACCACGUGCUCAAUGGCACAUUUCCUUCCAGCGCCAUCACCAACACGAGCGCUUUCGUCCCUACCGCGCUGACCAACCCUCUUUUCACCAACGUCACUGGAGGUCAGGUUGUCGAGGGUGUAACCAGCGGUGACAAUGUAGUAUUCUACAGUGGUCUCUUGACUAACUCUACUGUCACAACAGCGGAUGUAAACUUUACUGGUGGUGUGAUUCACAUCAUUGACACUGUGCUGGCUAUUCCCGAAAACACUGCCGACACACUUUCCGCUGCUGGACUCUCUUCCCUCCGUGGAGCCAUCAAUGCGACCAAUCUAUUCGACACCGUCAACGACACUCCCGACAUCACUAUAUUCGCCCCCAACAACGAGGCUCUCCAGAACAUUGGAUCCGCGCUUAGCAACCUCAGUACCGAGGACAUUACCAGUAUUCUUACUUACCACGUUGUCACACAAGGCGGUAUUGGCUACUCAUCUUCUCUUGAGAAUGGCACUACUCUCACUACUGCCAACGGCGAGGACCUUACCAUCACCAUCGGUGACGGCGGCAUCUUUGUGAACAACGCUCGUGUUGUCGCCUCCGAUAUUCUUAUUGCCAACGGUGUUGUUCACGUCAUCGAUGAAGUCUUGAACCCCUCCAACGCUACCGUUGCUGACUCUACUUCUGACGAGGGUGAGCCUGCGUUCGAGGGAGCCUCAUCUGUUUCCGACGUCCCGUACACCAGUGGUCAGCCCACUCCUACUACCAGCAUUAACCAGGAGGCUACCGAGGCUGCUGACCCCACCAACUCUGCUGCUUCCAGUACCGGUGAGAACGCAGCCCCUAGGCAAACCGGUGCCAUUGGUAUGGGUGCGCUUUUCGGCGCCGCUGCUGUUUACUUCUUGUAA